UCGAGGAAGAUGCGUGCGUAAAAACACUGGCAUUUUCUGCACUUCCUUGUUGUCGAGGGAACACAGGCUGGGCUGGGACUUAACUUUAUUUUAGUCCUUGCAUAAAGUUGGUGUGAUUCCAACGAGUUCACUCUGGCACAGCCUGCCAAAUUAUUCCCUUUCGAGUGCUUUGUGCAAGUGCAAGUGAUUCUUCUCGCGCCCGUAUGACGCACCUUUUUCUUUGUGCGUAAGAAGGUGUAGCGUGAAAAUAGAAAAUACAAACAUCGCGCUAGUGAGUGUGGUGGGAACAGGCCCAGCGAAAUAAGGGUUUCCCUUGCAUUUCGUGCAUCACCUGAUCCCCUGCUGUGACGGUGCAUCAAGUCGUCCUGUGCGGCUGCUGCUAAGCAAAAAAGUUAGACAACCACAUCUCGCGCAUCGCUGCGUUGUGUGUUAGUGUUUGUUGUGUUACGUUUUGGUGCUAUUUUUAAAGCGUCUCCCACGAGAUGUCCAAAUAAUCUGCCUCACGGUGCCAACCCGAUCUUCUAUUGAGUAUUUGCGCUCGCGAGCGUGUGUGGGUGUGUGGUUUGUUGUCCGUGGGUCACCCCGUGGGUCGAGAGAAAGCAAAGCAUGCUUUGAUGCCCUCUUGUCAUCAUCGCCAUCAACUAAGGCACACCGAAUGGUGUGUGCCGCGAAAGAGUAGGCACGACACGAAAUUAAUUGAAAUAGUGACAAUAAAUCCGUUUCGAUUGUGGCAAUUGGCUGUUGGUGGCGAACGCUUGACCUGCGAGCGUCAUGGCCACGGCAAAGAGGGAAAUGGAGGAGCCGGAGGACAACACCGAGCUAGAUCCAAGGAUUCAGAUUGAACUGGAGAAUCUCAACACGUCGACAGAUGAUAUUAACAAGCUGGAAAUAGAAUUAGAGGAAGCUAACUCCACGUUUCGAAUACUGAUGAACGAGUCGACCCGCCGGCUGAAACUGUCGUCAAAGAAGCUCGGAAGCUGCAUCGAGAAGGCCCGCCCGUACUAUGAAGCCCUCGAGAAGGCGAAGGUGGCGCAGCUGGAGUGUCAGGCGGCCACGCUCAAGUACCAGCGGGCGAACGAAAUUCAUGCGGCCGCCAAGGAAACGGUGGCCCUUGCCGAGCAGCGGUUCAUGAGCAAUUCGCACGAAUGGCAGUUCGACAAUGCCUGGCAGGAAAUGCUGAACCACGCCACAAUUAAGGUUAUGGAUGCAGAGAAACAAAAGGCUGAAAGUGGCGCCGAACACCACCGAAAGGCGAAGGUGUUUGAAGAAGCGGAAAAGAAAGUACAACAGCUGGAGGAACGGUAUCACCGAAGUAUUCAAAAAUCUCGGCCCUAUUUCGACGAGAAGCAGCUCUGCCAGGAGCAGCUCGAGGCACAGAAGGGCCGCAUCCAGCAGCUCGAGCACCAGAUACAGGCGGCCAAGUCUGCGUACAAUACGGCCCUGCGUAACCUGGAGAAGAUCAGCGAGGAGAUCCACCAGCAACGUGGUGAUCUGAGCCAAGCGGCCCCGUCCGGUCCCCGUGAACCGGGUGUCGGAGCGGAGCUGGCCAACAUUGUACCGACGGCAAACGGCGUCAACGGCAGCAACAGCAGCACUACUGGCCAUUUCCAUCAUCCCUACAGCAGUAGCGCGAUGCCGGACAUUUCCAGCGAGCUGGACAAAUGUGAGAUCCACUCGGUCGGCAGUGCGUCCGUCGCGACCAGCUCGGCCGUGAGUGAGAAGGAUCCAACCGAGGACGAUUACGAUUACUCGAUACUGAACGAAGACGGUGAGAUGAUGGCCGGCGGGUCCGGCGCCACCGACGUGGAUCACAAUCUGGAGCUACUGCGGCAGAAGGUGCGCACCUUGGCCGUGCGUCCCGUGGAGGGUGGCGAUGGUCAGCAGCAGGAGCAGGACGUGUGGGAGCACGAACUCAAUGCGACGGUCGACAAGCUGGACCAUCUGAUGAUGCUCCGCGAGUGUUCACGGAGCAGUGGCACCUUCGGAAAGGCACGUAACAACGGUACGUCACCCUCUGGCGACCACGGUACCGGGGCCACGUUUAGCAGCUUGCCAACGACCCCGAAACACCAUCAGCAUCAUCACCAACACCACCACCAUCACCAGCCGCACCAUUACCUGCACUCCGGAUCAUCGCUCACGUCGCCCGCAUCACCGCCCAACGAGCGGGAGACGAUCAAGAUGUUCAAAAAGCUCGAUCCGCUGCCACUGGCCAACGUGUCGAUGUACGCGCUUCCAACGUACCUUAGUGACGGGUGCAGUGCCGGUGGCAGCACCAACUUUCUUACGCCCAUCUCGGUGGCCUCGGCAACCGGGGCCGGUGCAGAGCUUCCUGUUGUUACACCACGCGCCGAAUCGGGCGCGGUCAAACUGAAGCGAAAGAUGUCGAUGUAAAACGCGGGCAGUUUGUGGGUAAGAGUAUUGUAAAAGGUUGUCGACAGUCGUGGAUGAUCGUGGAGCGUGUGCACCACGAGAGGGGAUAGCCGUGGCCUUUGUUCUUCCCUCCGUGAGGGGGUGCCGACAUGUUUUUUUUUUUUUCGUUACGACGUAAGAGAUCCAGAUAUACUAAUAAUGAGUACAUAUAUUUACUUAGCUCUAGGAAGAGACAGGAGAUCAAAUUAGUGUUGCUAAAAGGCGCAUGGUUCAUUUCUAGCCCAACUCUUGUUCUCCCGAUUGUGUGAUUGUGCCGCAAUCACGAAGUUUGGCGUUUAAAAGUGUGGUACAGAGAAGUUUAGUAGCAAAAAGUCGGCCGGAUCACAAGCAGAGACACAGAGCUAUUAGAGUAAAGAGUUGCUAUGCCGGCUCGGUCAGUAAAGCUUCACAGCAACGAGCAGCACAGCGCGACCGUCAGUUCGAAUAUUCAGGAAACUCUGGCAACAGUUAUCGCAAGCAAACCACUAGCAUUAUUAGCAAACACACACUGUGAUUAGAAAGAUGCCGCAGCAGCGUAGUAGAGUGCAAAACUAACUAACUAGAGCUACCCGAGUAUAAUUCAAACGUCUUUAUAGAAACCCGUUUUUAACGUAACGAAGAGCAUGUAACCGGUACCGCGCACUCUUACGGAUGUGUCCGUAAUGGAAGGACACUUUGGCGUCUUUAUCGGGGUACGAAUGAUGGGGCGGGUCAUUGGAUGGAAUUUCGGCACUUUUCGGUUGGUUUCUUUUGCUCAAUGUUCACUUCGAUCAUGCAACUCUCUUUCACUUUUCGUCUAAAGCCCGCUCGUUUCCAUAGUUACCUCUAAUUUGGAAGAUCACAAAAUGGUUUGAUUGCGCCGUUGAAUUUAAGGUUAUUUUUCGCAUUUAAUGAAGAGCGUCUUAUUUAGCAUUUCUUUUCUUCGUUAUCCUUCGCGAUUGUUUUCCUUUGGCUUAGGUUCCAUGAAGUACUUUGCGUUGCGUCCAAUGAUGGACGCAUUGGGGACACCGAUCAUAGCCCCCCACUGCAAGUGUCAGUAGUGUUUGAGAACAUCACACGGCUCAGCCCAGAUCAGACCUUUUAACGAACAGUUCAUUAACGGACCCGAUCGCGGGGCGGUUAAGCGAAUCCACGGUACAAACGAGCCGAGAAGGGACGCGCAUGGUUUAAGCAGCAAGUGCGCCGUUAGGAUAGACAAAGAACAACUCGCGUAACACACUAAAACAACUCGAUGGAAAACCGUGGUUGCCAGUGGAAACACGGCGCAGAAAAUAAAUGGA
Anopheles bellator is the source of this 3692-nucleotide messenger RNA. It is a transcript of the gene pcs, whose product is annotated as SH3 domain-binding protein 5 homolog. Gene Ontology annotation, molecular function: protein kinase inhibitor activity. Lineage: Eukaryota; Metazoa; Arthropoda; Insecta; Diptera; Culicidae. The transcript is spliced from 5 exons. The record is from RefSeq and is a predicted model, not a curated record. Gene Ontology annotation, biological process: intracellular signal transduction; negative regulation of protein tyrosine kinase activity. Gene Ontology annotation, cellular component: cytoplasm. Bases 772 to 2394 code for a protein of 540 amino acids.